AUGCCUGUCGUGAUGAUCCCCGCCAUCAUGGCGCGGCGAAGGAAACGGAAGGAGGACGUGGAGGGCAUGGAGACGUCGGAGGAUGUGCCCUCGACCGAAUUCGGCUCUUCCCCCGCCACACCACACCACGGUGACGAUGGAGCCAGCGUGACGACCGAGGCGUCCAACCUCAAGCUGAAGUGGGACGGCUUUGCGGUUCAGCCGCCAACCAGAAUAACAUUCUGCCUGCCGCACCAGCGGGAGAUCUUUGACUUCUACCGCAAACCUUGGGUGCAAGUUGCAGUAGCGGUGCUCAUCUGCUCCAACUUCAUCUUCAAUUGUGCUGAGAAGGAGUGGGACCCGUACACCAACCAGUUGCGCCCGCAGCUGUGGCGCUGGGGCGAGUUCGCCUUCAACCUCUUCUUCCUGAUCGAGCUGCUCGUCAACUUUUACGGGCUCGGGUUCGCCUUCUGGCGGUAUAAUGCCGCCUGGAACCUCUUUGACCUCGUCGUCGUAUCAAUCGGCUGCUUGACGAUGGCCGAGGCCUUCGCACCCGCCUUCCUCCCCGGGUCUCUCUCGCUGAUCCGCAACCUUAGAGCCUUCCGCAUCUUCCGACUGUUUAAGCGAGUCAAGAGCCUCAACAAGAUCAUAAAGUCGCUGGUUCGCGCCAUCCCUGGCGUCUUUCACGCCUUCCUCAUCCAGAUCAUCGUGAUGUGCAUCUACGCGAUAAUCGGAGUCGACUUGUUUCACAUGAAGGGCGCUGACGGCGAGUACACCACCUACAACGAGAACGUUUUGCGUGGAGUCUGCACCGAGGAGGAGGUGGACGACGGCCUCUGCUCGCUCAACAUCUCCGUCUCCUCCGUCACUGCGAGAGGCUUCACUUAUGGCGAGGAGUACUUCGGCACCUUCUUCCGCGCUUUGUACACGCUCUUCCAAGUGCUGACAGGCGAGUCGUGGGCGGAGGCCAUUGCGCGUCCGGCGGUGAUGGGUACAACGCAGGCGAUCGGACCAGCGCUCUUCUACGUCUCGUUCAUCCUCAUCUGCCAAAUCGUGCUCAUCAAUGUUGUCGUUGCGGUGCUGCUCGACAAGAUGGUAGAGGAUGACGGCACGCCCGACAAGGCACAAACCAUGGCCGACAAGAUUCGCGAGCUCCUGAACGAGAGGCACGGGUCGCUGGAGGACAUGUUUCGCGGGUGGGACACGAACGACACGGGGUCUCUCUCCAAGAGCGAGUUUCGGGACGCGCUCUUCUCGAUGGGCUACAACGGACCGAGUAAGGUCUUGGACAGGCUUUUCACCUCGAUCUCAAUCACCGGCGAGAUCCCGUUCGCUGACCUCGAUCGGCUCGUUAGCAUGCCCACGCCCCGACCAAAGGGCUCCGUCAAGGAUGAGGUGUUCGCGCUGCGCGACGAGCUGAAAUCCGACUUAGCGCGGAUCGAGGCGGAUUUGGCUUGCCACCGGCAGUGGCUCGAGAAGCAGCUGCUCUGCAUGCUCAACGAAGUGCGGGCCGACCGGGAGCCUGGCGUCCGCCCCACUACAAUCCACGUCGGAUCAGCACCGCCAAUUCCGCGGAGUCACGGCCUCUGA
This is a messenger RNA of Emiliania huxleyi CCMP1516, 1569 nucleotides long. It is a transcript of the gene VDC2, whose product is annotated as voltage dependent ion channel. NCBI's taxonomy places the organism in Eukaryota, Haptophyta, Isochrysidales, Noelaerhabdaceae. Gene Ontology annotation, biological process: monoatomic ion transport; transmembrane transport. The transcript has 2 exons. Gene Ontology annotation, cellular component: voltage-gated sodium channel complex; plasma membrane. The record is from RefSeq and is a predicted model, not a curated record. Gene Ontology annotation, molecular function: voltage-gated sodium channel activity; calcium ion binding. Bases 1 to 1569 code for a protein of 522 amino acids.